UCCUUGUAAACAUAACAGACAGUGCACACGCACGAUUUUGUGGAUCUUUGCUCUGUCUGUUGUAGAGCUAGUCUAGAUCCAGAAUCUAGUCCUAGACCUAGAUUCUUAAUAUUUUUGUUCUCCAAUAUUAACCUUCAAAAUGGCAAAAAGUAUACGUAGCAAGCAUAGACGAAAGAUGAGAAACAUAAAACGCCAGCAUUAUGCUAAAAAGGAUCUUGACAAAUUGAAGACGUUGGCAGCCAAAUCUUCAGAGCUUGGAGAUCUUGUUACAAUGAAAAAUGUUGAAGAAAUUAAGGAGAAACAAAAGGUUGAAAAAGUUUCUGAUCAAACUGAAGAUGCAACUAUGGAUGUGGACAAAGCCCAGAAAAAUUAUGAUAAGAGGACUUUGCAAGAUGAACAUGGUCACUAUCCUCCUUGGAUGAAUCAAAGAGCUAUUAAAAAACAGAAAGCCAAAAUAGCCAAAUCAAAGAAAAAAGUUGGAAAUAAAAUAAAGUGGUGAUUUACAA
Physella acuta is the source of this 506-nucleotide messenger RNA. RefSeq names its product protein LLP-like. Gene Ontology annotation, molecular function: RNA binding. The record is from RefSeq and is a predicted model, not a curated record. Gene Ontology annotation, cellular component: nucleolus. NCBI's taxonomy places the organism in Eukaryota, Metazoa, Mollusca, Gastropoda, Physidae. Gene Ontology annotation, biological process: dendrite extension.